Messenger RNA from Panicum virgatum (switchgrass), 1755 nucleotides. RefSeq lists its product as uncharacterized. The transcript has a single exon. The record is from RefSeq and is a predicted model, not a curated record. Bases 33 to 1466 code for a protein of 477 amino acids. NCBI's taxonomy places the organism in Eukaryota, Viridiplantae, Streptophyta, Magnoliopsida, Poales, Poaceae.
AAUCUAGCACUUUUUCCAGUGAUGGCAUCAAAAUGGUUACAGUUUAUAACCCAGAGGCAGACAACAUCAUUAUUUUUUUUGCUUUUUUUAGUUGUUUGCAGCAUAGCUUGUAUGCAAUGGCGACAUCAAGGAGGGAGCCUCAACCAAAUGUUAGGGCCAACCGGGGCGUCCGGAAUGUGUCCACAGGGCUCAAAUCCAGUGAGUCUGACCAAGGGAUGCGGCGUGCAAGGUCUGUCCCAACUUCUCCUGAUCGCAGGUUAUCCCCAUCGCCUGCCUCAAGCUCAUCCAACACCUGUCGACCCUCAUCGUCGGUCAGCGCUCGCACCACCUCAUUUCGGUCCACAUCUGGCUCGGGCUCUUCUUCCACCCAUGGAAAGACACUCCACCCUGCUUCUUCCCUGGCCAGCGCAAAGCAAGCCAACACAAUGAGAAGAAAAGUAGAAAAGCCUGGUGCCACAUCUGUGUGGCCUGCAGCCCUUGCAACACCAAACGCGUCAUCUAAGGAUAUCACCAGGGCAGCAAAAUUGCCAUCAACAGUGCAGAAGGGUAACCUAUCUACACGGCCUGGCAUCGAGAAGAUGGCAACAUCUUCCAUGAAACUGAAAACUCAGAAAUCAACGGCGGGACCUCUUGGAGCUGGAAAAACUCAAUCUGAGUCUUCGACUCGUGCUCCUGGUUCUGUAGCAAAGAGAAGAACGGGAGGCGAAAAUUAUGUUUCUAUCCAAAGGACAAGAAGUGGGCCGGCAAGACAAAUAGAGGCACCAAGAAUCGAGGAGCAAGAUGUUGAGCUGUUGAUGGAAUUUGACGAGACAGAGAGCAUAAGCACCUCUUCCAUAGAAGAGCACUUGCAAGAACGGCUCCCUGAUCCUGUUGAUCUGCAAUCUGUGGGUGUGAAUAGCAAGCCAUCGUAUGCUCAGGAGGAAUACAAGAAUGAGAAUACAGGGGACAUUUUAGAAGAGAAAAGUGAAGAAGACACUAAAAACUUGAACGAAUGUGACAAUGCUGAUACUGAAAUCAACAGCGAUAUAAACAUCCUGAAAGAAGCUACCAGUGGAACUGAAUUGAAGGAAGCUGUAGAUGAAACUGAGCUGAAGGAAGAUGUCAGUCCGGAAUCUGUUGAUGAGACAGAACUAAAUAAAGCUGUCAGUAAAACUGAGUUAAACAAAGCUACUGAUGAAACUAGGUUAAAGGAAGCUGACUGUGAAACUGCAUUAAAAGAAGCUGGCAGUGAAACUGAGAUAAAGGAUGCUAUUGCCGAACCUAAGUUAAUAGUACAAGAAGAGGCCAAACCUAAGGAAGAUAAGAUAAUGCUGCCAGCGAAGACCAUGGAGUUGGCACAGAGAUGGAGGAAGGAUGAUGGGAGGAGUAAUGAAGCCACAGAGGAGGGCAGGGGCAAGCCUAUCCAGGAGAGGAAGAGCAAGGUAAUGGCCUUGGUGGGGAGGUUUGAGACAGCCAUGUCUGGCUGAGAGUGAGAAUGGACGUGAGGUACUGAAGGAGCACUAGUAACAAACCUUCUUUUCAUAUUUCAAAGUAAAACGCCGCUCUGAUUCAUGAAAAUAUGUAUUCAAUUGUGAAGAGUGGAUGUCCAUAUGUUUCAUUUCAUUCACGUGACAGUUACUGUCUGGAAUUGAGUGAAAUUGCUGCUGAACAUUUAUAACACUUCUGCAAGUUAGGACCAGUAGCUUGUCCAAGCUCCAUUGUACAUGUGAUUAUGUGAUGAAAAAGAAAAACUAGUGUAUAUGUGAUUAUUGUGAA